AUGGCGUUGGCGACAUCACGAGGCAACGCCGAGUCCGGCUUCGAAGUGCUGCUCUAUGUGUACGACCUGUCCAAAGGACUCGCCAAGAAACUGUCUCCCGCGCUACUCGGCAAAGAACUGCCCGGUGUGUGGCACACGAGCAUCGUCGUGCGAGGCACGGAGUACUUCUUUGGCUCCACGGGCAUCGACAGCUGUCCAGCGGGAAAGACCACUCUGCAGAUCCCGGACCAGGUCAUAAGCCUCGGUCGCACUGAGUUGCCCCACGACGUCUUUCUCGAGUACAUCGACGAACUGGGCAAGUCCACCUAUAAAGGUAGCACGUACAACCUGUUUCGCCACAAUUGUAACAACUUCUCGCAAGACGUUGCUAUGUUCCUCACCGGCAAGUCCAUUCCGCGAGAAAUCCUGGAACUUCCGGACGACUUCCUGCGCACGCCGAUGGGCAACACGCUGGUGCCUUUCUUCGAGCGUCUCGCGAUUAAUGUGGACAAGGCGCCGGUACAAGGCUCUCCGGGCGGGGCACAGCAAAGCUCGAAGGCAUCGCCCUCUCCAGAACGCUCGGACCGUUCGAAGCACAGCUCGUCACGCGGUAAGCCAACUGGAGAGACGUCUCCGGACGCCCGAAGUGACGAAAAUGAAGACAAGAAUGACAACGACCAGCCCGUCUACUACCCUGGGGUCGAUGGCAUGGCUUCUUUCAAGGAACUCGAAAAGCAUCUCAAGAAAAGUACCAUGACUGACCGCGAGAAGGCGCAGUUGGACCGUCUCCACGAGUACCUCGUGAAUGGCAACGGAGCUUGGGCUCUGGGCCAGGAGCUGCUAGACGUCUUUGAAAAGCUGUUGAUGUCACACGACGGAAACUGUGCCGUACGGCUGUCGCUACUGCGCGUGCUACAGGCGGCGGCGCUGUUCAAGGACGUCAUCCUCUUCUUGCACCAGGAUCGCAGGAAGCACGUCAUCAUGAGCUUCGUCAACCGGAUCGCGACGCUCUCUCCUCAGGAGCAGGACGAAGUGCUCAAGCUUCUCUGCAACCUGUGCAGCCACGUGCCGGGCUGCGAGUGGCUACUGUACAUCUCGGAGUGGCAGGAGGACGGAGGCGGCCGGCAGGUGUGCAGCAACGCCAAGGUCACCGUUCGAGCAGCGGUAUGUGGGCUCCAAUGCGGCCGCCGUCUCGCACAGGAGCUUGGCGCCGCGCUCGUCUUCAACCUCACCAUGAGGGAGAUGUUCGACGACGCGGCCAAGCAGCUGACGGAGGUCAUUACGCAGUUUUUGAAGAACGACGUCAGCGAGGAACAGGCUUACCGCUGCUUGGCAGCCCUAUAUCGCCUUCUGAGGGUCAGCUACAAUGAAGUGUCCGCCAAGGUCCAGAACAUCUCGCCGUACCUGCAGAAUCUGGCCGGUUCCUCGGAGCGUGUCAAGAGUCUGGUCACUCAGAUACGCAACAAGAUCUCGGCGCCGACAACAGUACCGAAGAAGUGA
Molecule: messenger RNA, 1479 nt
Organism: Rhipicephalus microplus (southern cattle tick)
Lineage: Eukaryota; Metazoa; Arthropoda; Arachnida; Ixodida; Ixodidae
Biological process (GO): protein modification by small protein removal
Molecular function (GO): peptidase activity
Source: RefSeq, a predicted model, not a curated record